AUAUAAACAGAGAUCAUUUCUUCAAACUGAUUGCUCAGCCAACCGUUCUUCAGAGAAAAUGAUGCAAAUUUGGUCACUGCAUUACUUUUUCAGCGGAACUCCAGCUUCGUUCAGCGAACACAAAAUAAUGAGUAUAAAUAACUAGAUAUUGAGCAAAACUUUAGAUCAAACUUUUUCCAAUAGUAAAAAAUUUGAAACAAUUAUUCGGUUUUUCUUCACGAAUAUAAUCGCUUACUGUGAUAAAAUCUCAUCAAAAAAGAGUAGAAUAUUGCAAACUUGACUCGACUUAUUAAACUACAAUGUCUGCUGAAGAUUUUGAUACGGCAGCACUUGUCAUUGACAAUGGAUCCGGCAUGGUCAAAGCUGGCUUCGCUGGCGACGAUGCGCCGCGGGCAGUCUUUCCCUCGAUUGUGGGCCGACCCAAAUACGACAGCGUAAUGGUCGGCAUGGGAGGCAAAGACACCUACGUUGGAGAUGAAGCUCAGUCAAGACGAGGAGUCUUGUGUCUGAAGAAACCAAUCGAACAUGGAAUCGUGACGAACUGGGACGAUAUGGAGAAGAUCUGGCAUCAUACGUUCUACAACGAACUCCGAGUCGCACCCGAGGAUCAUCCGGUUCUCCUGACUGAAGCGCCUCUGAAUCCGAAAGCGAACCGAGAAAGAAUGACUCAAAUCAUGUUCGAGACCUUCAAUACUCCAGCGAUGUAUGUCGGAGUCCAAGCGGUGCUGUCACUGUACGCUUCGGGAAGAACCACUGGGUGCGUUUUGGACAUCGGCGAUGGUGUCGCGCAUACAGUACCAAUCUACGAAGGAUACUCUUUGCCCCAUGCCAUCCAAAGAAUGGAUCUCGCAGGUCGCGACUUGACAGACUACCUCGCUCGGAUUCUUCACGAGAGGGGCUACAACCUCGUGACGUCAGCUGAAAUGGAAAUAGCUCGGGACAUCAAAGAGAAACUGUGCUAUACUGCGUAUGACUUCGAGCAAGAAACGAUAGACUCCGGCAAAUCAAGUACGAUUGAGAAAAACUUUGAGCUGCCAGAUGGACAAGUGAUCACAAUUGGCAGCGAGAGGUUCCGAUGUCCUGAAGUUUUGUUCAAGCCAGAGUUGACAGGGAUGGAACCAGGUUCAGGAGUCCAUGAGAUGACUUACAAAGCAAUCCAGAAAUGCGACGUCGACAUCCGCAGAGAUCUCUUCUACAACACUGUGCUUUCCGGUGGCACCACGAUGUUCCCGGGACUGGAACAGCGAUUGGAGAAGGAACUCAGAGAUCUGAACGGGGAUCGAGUGAGAGUAAAAGUGGUUGCACCUCCUGAAAGGAAAUACAGCGUCUGGAUUGGAGGUUCCAUUCUGACUUCUCUGUCUUCUUUCCAGCAAAUGUGGGUAUCCAAAGACGAGUACGACGAAUGUGGACCCAGCAUCGUGCAUAGGAAAUGCUUCUAAUUUUGACAUGGAUGAUAUUUUUGGAAGUAUUUUGAAUUAGUUUAGAUGAUUUAUUCUUACAUAAUAGCGUUACUUAAUGUACUUUUUGGUUUCAAAUUUAAUCUAUUUAUUGG
Messenger RNA from Symsagittifera roscoffensis, 1552 nucleotides. RefSeq lists its product as uncharacterized. The coding region runs from base 300 to 1439 and encodes 379 amino acids. The transcript has a single exon. NCBI's taxonomy places the organism in Eukaryota, Metazoa, Xenacoelomorpha, Acoela, Convolutidae. The record is from RefSeq and is a predicted model, not a curated record.